CGAGUGGGUGGUUCCAGCUGUCGCUCACAUCUCUCUCUCUCUCUCCACUCACUCAGUCAAAUCUGAUACACUUCGCAUCAUUAACCUGAAAUAGCAGAGGUAGUGCAACUUUGGGGUCCUUCACAGCAGUGACCGGGAAAGUGUCUAAUAAUCGGCAGUUGACGUUUUUAACCCUAGACGAGGUUUUUGUUUUAUUGAUCUGAGAGAGAACCACCUCACCUCUAUCGGGAGUGCAGACAGACCAAUUGCAUCUUGUGGUCGUUUUCUUUCUUUUAAAAAGGUCGCUAACAGGAUACAAACCUACUAGACUGAAAAUAUACAUAUAUAUAUUUUUUUUAAAUCGUUUUUAUGCCUGUUCUAUUUCUCCCAUCGUAUCCGUUGCGCUAGGUUCAGAUUUUCUUUCUUCAUUUUUAACAGGUGCCGUACCUUAUUUUGUUGAGGUCCGGGAUAGUUGUUGCGUUGUUUGCAACAAUGUCGAGGGACACUGUUCAAAUCCCGGACGAUUUGGCUUUUACCAGUUUUAAAAAUGAAUGUAACUCCGAUGAAGGCUGGAAUGUGACUUACAACAAAUCCGGGACUACCGUGUGGAUUCAGGGACUGGACGAAGAGAAAUCGUUACACAAAAUAAAGUGCCGGAUGGUGAGUAAGGAUGUUUCCAGCAAUACCAUGUACGACGUCCUCCACGACACUGAGUACAGGAAGAAAUGGGACAGCAACGUGAUCGAGACCUUCGACAUUGGCAAGCUGACCGUGAACGCGGAUGUAGGAUACUACUCAUGGAAGUGUCCCAAGCCUCUGAAGAACAGGGAUGUGCUCACCUUGCGCUCUUGGCUGCCCAUGGGAGACGAUUACAUCAUCAUGAACUAUUCUGUAAAACACACUAAAUACCCGGCGAAGAAGACCAUGGUCCGUGCAGUUUCAAUUCAGACAGGCUACUUCAUUCAGAGCAACGGACCCAAGAGCUGUACCCUCACUUACCUGGCACACGUGGACCCUAAAGGCUCAUUACCAAAGUGGGUCGUCAACAAGUCUUCCCAGUUGCUGGCCCCCAAAGCAAUGAAAAAGAUCUACAAGGCGUGUCUCAAGUACCCCGAGUGGAAGCAGAAGCACAACCCUGGCUUCAAGCCCUGGCUGUACCCAGAGCAGAACCGGCUGCAGAGCAUCCCGCUGUCUGAGCUGAGCAUCCAGCACGCUGACUCCCUGGAGAACAUCGACGAGAGCAGCCUGAGCGAGGCCAAGGAAGAGCAGGGCGAGGGCAGCGACGAGGAGAACACCAACUGAGACCUACACACACAUACACAGCCCCCCCCCACACACACACACACACA
Messenger RNA from Acipenser ruthenus (sterlet), 1328 nucleotides. Its product is annotated as START domain-containing protein 10-like. The record is from RefSeq and is a predicted model, not a curated record. The coding region runs from base 472 to 1281 and encodes 269 amino acids. The transcript has 7 exons. Gene Ontology annotation, molecular function: lipid binding. NCBI's taxonomy places the organism in Eukaryota, Metazoa, Chordata, Actinopteri, Acipenseriformes, Acipenseridae.